This is a messenger RNA of Theobroma cacao (cacao), 1332 nucleotides long. RefSeq names its product S-adenosyl-L-methionine-dependent methyltransferases superfamily protein. Gene Ontology annotation, cellular component: cytoplasm. The record is from RefSeq and is a predicted model, not a curated record. Lineage: Eukaryota; Viridiplantae; Streptophyta; Magnoliopsida; Malvales; Malvaceae. Gene Ontology annotation, molecular function: calmodulin-lysine N-methyltransferase activity.
AAAAUUAACAAUUUGGCACUUAAAGCGAAAAAGGGGCUCUCAGGCCUUACCAAGGAGAGAGCAAACUAAACAGCACAAAAAAAAAAAAAAAGCUCAAUGGAAACUAACAAUAACAGUUCAAAUUCGAAGGCUUCAGCUUCUUCGCUGAGAUGGGGAAUCCUUCGCCGAGCUGUUCUACAUCGGGCCAAAAAUACUGAUGAGUCUCAAUUGGGAAUGAAACGCAUUUCCAGAAAAGCCGCAAAAGGAUUCAACUUGAUACCGUGGCAGGUGCUCCACCAUGAUCACGACUCUCGAGAUGCCCGACUCUGCUACACCUUGCCCGUUCAGGGAUCUCCCAAGCUUGUUUUAACCCAGAGAGUGGAUGAUACUGCCGACCUCAGUGAUUUUGAGAUGUGUAACAGAUACAACAUUGACAAUACCGGGCUUGUCUGUCAGUGGCCAUCUGAAGAUGUCCUUGCCUAUUUUUGCUUAUCACAUGCAUACAUGUUCAGGUCUAAAAGAGUUAUUGAGCUUGGAUCAGGUUAUGGCUUAGCUGGAUUAGCCAUUGCAGCAGCCACAGAGGCAUUCGAAGUUGUGAUUUCAGAUGGAAAUCCUCAAGUGGUUGAUUAUAUUCAGCAUAAUAUUAACAUGAAUUCCGGAGCAUUUGGUGACACAAGAGUGAAGUCCAUGAACUUGCACUGGCAUCAGAAAGAAAUUUCAAAUCUCUCUCACACGUUUGAUGUCAUUGUUGCAAGUGAUUGCACCUUUUUCAAGGAAUUCCACAAAGAUCUUGCUCGAAUAACUCAGCUCUUGCUGAAAAAUGCGGGACCAUCUGAAGCUAUAUUUUUCAGCCCUAAAAGAGGUAAUUCAUUGGAUAAGUUUCUGGAGGAAAUUCGAGAUAAUGGCUUGCUUUUCAGCAUAGCAGAGAGCUAUGACACUGAAAUCUUGAGGCGUCAUCAAUGCUUCAUGAAUGGUGACGAUUCCUGGCCUGGCUACGAAAAAGAUCAUUGCUACCCGUUAUUAAUUAGAAUUACCCGAUGAACUGUUGGAGCUCAUAUUCAUCCCAUCAUCUCAAUGAAAUCCAUUAACUUUCAAAAAAAUAUAUAUUCAUUCAAUCAUCUGCACAUAUUUUAGGCGUCUAUGCGCCAGUACCUGGGAAACGCCGGUUGACCCAUGGUGUGGGCAGGCAUGAGUAGUAUACUGGUUAUCUUUGCAAGAUACCGAGAUUCACAUGUACACACACUGGCCAAACUGAAUUUCAAUUGCUAUUUGCCAAAUGAUUCUCUUGGGAACGGAAAGUGUACUGGUAUUCUCUUUUUGAUUUAUUCUAUUCAUAGUGGCUUCCUUUUUAAA